Messenger RNA from Saitoella complicata NRRL Y-17804, 975 nucleotides. RefSeq names its product Pex19-domain-containing protein. Gene Ontology annotation, cellular component: peroxisome; peroxisomal membrane. Lineage: Eukaryota; Fungi; Ascomycota; Saitoellomycetes; Saitoellales; Saitoellaceae. The transcript has a single exon. Gene Ontology annotation, biological process: protein import into peroxisome membrane. The record is from RefSeq and is a predicted model, not a curated record. The coding region runs from base 25 to 933 and encodes 302 amino acids.
CAGACAGGAGGAGACCAAUCUGAAAUGUCGAACGUCGAAGACGAACUCGAUGACCUCGAUGAUAUUCUCGACGAAUUCAAUGCACCUGCGCCCUCAACGUCAACAUACCCCUCCAAACCCGUACCACCGCCCGCAACCAUUCCCAAAACCUCCACCUCCGCACCAACAACAGGCGCCGCAGCCGGAGCUGGAGCUGGAGCAGGACUACCAGGACUUCCGGAAGAUGACGAAUUUUCACAACAGCUUCAAGCAGGCAUGGAAGACUUCAUGCGCUCCCUCGAAGAAGACCCCGAGACGCGUAAAGAAUUCGAGACCUUGAUGAAGCAAAUGGGAGACAUGACCGCCGGCGCAGGCGGCGCAGACUCCAACAAACCACCCAAAUCGCCUGCACCGCCGACUCCCUCCUCCGAGACGGGUGCGGGAACGAAGAAAACGUUUCAAGAAACCAUUCAGGAAACGAUGGGCCGCAUGAAAUCAUCCGAUCAGGAAGCGAAGGAGAGUAUCGAGGGAAGUGAGACGGAUGCCUUUUUGGCCGAGAUGAUGGCCCAACUCUCCUCCACGGCUGGCUCUACCUCCGAAGAGGAUUUCCUGACGUCCAUGAUGUCACAACUCCUCUCCCGCUCCAUCCUCUACGAGCCCCUCCACGAGUUAUCAACCUCCUACCCAGCCUGGAUCGCCUCCCACCCAUCCGAUCCCAAGAUCGAGACAUAUAAAAAACAGGCGGAGGUUGUGAGGCAGAUUGUGGAGGAGUUUGAGAAGGAGAGCUAUAGUGAUGAGGAUGCGGAGGCAAGGGAGAAGGUGUUGGGGUUGAUGAUGGAGAUGCAGGAGAUGGGGAGUCCGCCGGUUGAGAUUAUGGGGGAUGUGGGGGAGUUGGGGCCGUUGGGUAUGGGUGGGUUGCCGGGGACGGAGGGGAAGGAUUGUGUGAUUAUGUGAGAAGUGUGCCACGGUCAAGAUACGGAGGGAAUAACCUAGGAU